This is a messenger RNA of Hydra vulgaris (swiftwater hydra), 990 nucleotides long. RefSeq lists its product as uncharacterized. Gene Ontology annotation, biological process: proteolysis. Gene Ontology annotation, molecular function: cysteine-type peptidase activity. Lineage: Eukaryota; Metazoa; Cnidaria; Hydrozoa; Anthoathecata; Hydridae. The record is from RefSeq and is a predicted model, not a curated record.
GGAUUCGAAACAAUCGAAUGCCUAAAAAAUCUUAAACCGAUAAAAGCAAUAAUGGGUAUAUUUAAAGAAUUGGGAGACAGCAAAAUAUACGACUACUCAUUACAAGAAACUCUAGUUGAUUGUUUGAGUGAUGAAACAGUUUACGUUUAUCUGAGUUUACUUGCUAGUAAUCAAGAUAAGAACAAAAUUGAAGUACUAGCACCAGCCGGAUUACUAUCACAAGAAGUGUUACCAAAUAAAACAGCUUUGAUUCGAAGGAAAAAUUUGGAUGAGUUGUUAAAACUAGAUAUUCUUAUAUGCUGUGUUGUUGCAAAACAUCAUUGGACGCUUACAAUAAUCAAACCAAAGGAAAAGAGCUUUUAUUACAUCAAUCCUCUAGGCGAAAUCUUAUCUUCAAUAAAAAAAGAAGAAAUAAAAUGGAAUAACUAUUUGAAACAAAGGUAUGGAAUUUCAGAAACAUAUAAAAUAAUGACAUUGCCACAUGCACUGCAAAGAGACAGCAUAUCGUGUGGAGUCUUUUGUCUUAAAGUAAUGUGAAAUACUUUUUAUUUUUUUACAAUUUUUAUAAAAGAUAUAUAGUUCCAUUAUUUUUUAUUCAUCAUAAAGAUAGCAGCAAAUAUCUUCAAAGUCUAAUCAAAAGCUGCAUCAGUUAUUUUUUAUAAUGAAUCUGGAUAGUGAUGCAAUAAUAAGACUAAACCCAAAUAAUAUUGAUGCCAAUGAGCAGUACUCAUUAACGGUAUACCAAUUGAGCUAUCCAGUAACUAAAUAAAUACAGCUCUAUUACCAUAUAUGCCUACCAGCAAAUUUUUAAUUCGAGUGUUCAUUGUUUAGAGGCAACUUCAGACUCUUGUUAUCUCCUCCUCCUCCCCCUCCCUAUCAUCCACUUUGAAAAAUUAUCACAAAUUUUUUAGGUAGCUCAACCUAAGCCGAGUUUAAUAAAACAUUUGUUAUAGUUAAGAGUUCUAAAUUAAAAUUUUUUAGUUUGCUGAA